AUGAAUUUGACAGAACCAUCAUCGUCUAGCAGCGCCAGACAUAGAGGUCAUGCACCCGCGGCAUGUAAGAGCUGUAGACAACGACGGGUGCGAUGUUUAUAUGACUCUCAAGCGAAAGUCUGUCAUAAUUUUCGUCGCAGGGGAGACCUAUGUGAGAUCCAAUCGGAGGAGGAUUCAAGGAGACGUAUAUCUUAUACUGUCGCGCAACACCUUCGAGCUAGGAUACAUCAGUUGGAAACGGAAAAUGCGCAACUAAUAAAUCAGCAGUCGUCUUCGACAACGCAUUCGACGCCCGACGAGACGAAAGGGGUUUAUUCAUCAGGACAAGCGGACAAAGCUACUUUUGAGUUAUUAGAUAGGCUAAAAGUUUUCGGUGCUGGAGGCGAAAUAUGCCAUUAUGGACCUACAUCCGCUUUCGCUUAUCUCCCUGAUCUGCAGAUGAUGCGUCCAAGUAUCAUCGAUGUCAACUCCGAUCCCAGCAUCUUACACGAUCCUACACGGUGGAGGUCCUGCCUGCCUAGCAAUCUGAACAUAUCCUGGUUCGAACAUCAACAAUUGAUAGAUGCUUUUACUCGUUUUUUCGCGUCAUGGUUAUACGCAAUGGAUAUUGCUAAAUUCCAAGUCGAUAUGCAUCGCCUGGCAGGGAUUACAAGGUCUGAUUACUAUUGUCCUCUUCUACAUAAUGCCAUUCUUGCCAUGGCUUGUCGAUUUGUGCCAAACCCCGACCGGCCAUCAAAUGCUGUUCAUAUCCUACGACAACAAGCUCUUAGCUACUAUCACGAAGAGCUGGAGAGUCCUGUCGUUGCGACCGUCAAUGGCAUGAUGUUGUUGGCUUCACUUCAUACCGAAGAAGGCUACACGAAUACUGGUGCUGCAUACUUUGCAACUGCUGUUCAGACCGCUGUCACACUGGGAUUGAACGUCAAUUCGGCGUAUCUGGUUAGAUACGGCCAGAUUAGCUCCGAACGACAGCACCUUCGCAACAACACAUUCUGGUCUGUUUUUUGUCAAGACCGCUUGUGGGCUCUAGCUCUCGGUAGACAGCCCAUACUCGGAGCUUUCAACGUUCCCAUGCCAGACAACGACGAGCUUUUGCAACGCUAUAGUGCUGGUAAUGGAUCCGACGAGAUACGUCAGGUCUCGCUGGGAUUUUCUGAGACCUGCAAGCUGUCUCGUCUGGCUGGAAUCAUAAUGGAUCAAAUCUAUGGAUUUGCUAGCCCGCCUGAAUUAUCCAAGACGUGCAAUGGCAUAUAUCGUCAAAUCGACGCAUGGCGGAGAGAGCUUCCAAGAAACCUCCUUCCUGUCCGUGACCCUUCCACUCCACCUCAGGUUCAUACACUGAAUAUAACAGCGGACCUAUUGUCCAUUCUUGCGCUCCGACCCCUUUAUCACAAUAUCCUGGACAUGAUCGCAGAAGAUGAGGCUAUCAGAUGUUGUGACAGACAUGCUGCUCAGAUAAACGAGAGCCUCAAGCACUGGCAAGAGACCUAUGGCUUGAGGAAUUGCCCCUUAUUGCUGGGCCAUGCCGCUUUCGGAGCUGCUACUGUACAUCUGUUGGCUUCGGUGACUCCUCGCGAUCCGCCAAAUGAAAUGACGUAUAAUCCCAAAGCUAGAUGCGAAGAAUCAAUCACCAUAUUGAAAUCGAUGGGUAUAUCUCGCGCUGCUCAGAUGGGCGACAUUCUUCAGUCGCUAUCGAGAGAAUGGUGGGUGGAAGAUGCGACUUUGACGAAUGAGAGAGAAUUGGAUGAAUUGCUACAAGCCUUGUAUACAGUCAACCCGAUGGUAUUGUGA
Kwoniella shivajii is the source of this 1791-nucleotide messenger RNA. RefSeq lists its product as uncharacterized. Bases 1 to 1791 code for a protein of 596 amino acids. Gene Ontology annotation, biological process: regulation of DNA-templated transcription; DNA-templated transcription. The transcript is spliced from 14 exons. The record is from RefSeq and is a predicted model, not a curated record. Lineage: Eukaryota; Fungi; Basidiomycota; Tremellomycetes; Tremellales; Cryptococcaceae. Gene Ontology annotation, molecular function: zinc ion binding; DNA binding; DNA-binding transcription factor activity, RNA polymerase II-specific.